Molecule: messenger RNA, 3275 nt
Organism: Menidia menidia (Atlantic silverside)
Lineage: Eukaryota; Metazoa; Chordata; Actinopteri; Atheriniformes; Atherinopsidae
Source: the annotation of a GenBank genome assembly
UGGGUGACAGAUUAGUUCUCAUAACCUUUUGCUCAGCUCUUGCUCAUUAUGCUAACCUACGUAUGGGUCAUCUCUGUCAAGGAGCCGUCCUCUACGGAGCAUUUCCUGCUCUCAGCCCUCACCCCCAGAUCUGUCUGUGAUAUAUCACAGGAUUAUUAAACACGGAUUUGUUGAAAUAUGUGUAUGGUUACCAUAUGUUGUGCUUACUGAGGAAACUGGCUUUGCUGGACGAUUCCUGGAUGUGAUAAUUGUUUACUCUUUGUUGGUGGGUGGUACCUCCAUGUUUUGUUUUGGUUUGUCAGCAGAGAUAAUAUUGAAGUGUAGGCUGAAAGCAUGUCCUCUGCAUUCUCAGGCGCCUUGAGCUGAUGUAAGAGUAGGAGGCCGGGGAGCCGGAUGUGUGUGAUCCUGGGAUUCAUUUAACAUUUGUGAAUUAAUAAGAGGGAGGACAAACGAAGAGGUGGAAACGGUUGGAUUUGAUGGGAGGACAAUUCACAAGGGAAAAUGUGUUUUAUCUGUGGCUGCAAAGGAAGAAUUGGGGGAAAUCAAGGUUUAUCAAGAGUAAAGUUUGAGAAAACAGGUAUGAUAGAGUGUUUAAAACAAUGUCAAAAAUUGUCAAAAAUAGAUACAUUAUUUAUGGGGUGGUGAGGUGGAGGCCUCAGGGGCAUUGUUUGACAGACUGCAGCUGGGGGGAAACUGUUGUCUUGGACCACUGAGGAUACGUGCCUUUCUUUUCUAAAAGUGUUUUUCAAAAUACUGAAAAAUGCUUAAAGCCUUUCAUGAAUUAAUGUCAGUCUUACAGUUUGAAUUGCAGUUGCCUAUUCCUACUAAUUAGUCCAAACUAGAAAAAAAACAACAAAAUGAAACUUUAAAUCAAAAGUAGUUAACUUUUCUAAUGUGAAACCAUCCUUUAUACUUUAAAAGGUUCAUAAUAAAGACUCCAUCACAAAGAUUUGCUAAGAAGACCUGCUUAAAAAGAAGAAAUUCUCAAAUCAAAGUACAAACAAGGAACAGUAACAGGCCGUUCAAGCUGUGGAGUCAAACUUCUGGUUUGAAUAAGACGUCUUUAGGCUAUGCGUUUAAAUCAUUGUGUGCAAACAGCAUGCUAUGCUGUGGCUUAUGGGGAUGGAUGUGAAGUAUAGCUCCUUAUUUCCAGCCCCAUGAACACUAGAUAAAUUAAAGGGGCCGUUCAGAGGGAAAGAAGAAAGAAUAUAAAGAUGUGAUUGAUUUGAUAUGAUGUAAUGUUCAUAUUAUUUUUCAGUUGUUGCACUUUUUAAAAAUAUAUAACACUGGUAAGAUGUCAGAUAAUAAGAUAAGGUUUCUCAAAUCUUGUGGACCAUUGUGUAAAAUCUCCAAAUUAAAAGCUUUUUUUUUUUUAUUGCAAGUAGAAUAAAAUAAAGUUCCUGCAAACUUUUGCAUAGACUUCCUUGGUGUUUCCACCUUACAGUCUGUCGCCCCCUACUGUCUAAUAACAGUAGUAACUAACGGAUAUAUCUUUACAGAGAAACCCACUAAAAAAAACAUGCAAACACCCCACAGAUAAAGGACACAACGGGAAUUGGAACCAGGCCUCGUUGCCAAUCAUGACACACAUCCUGAAAAAACUUUCUGCGGUUCAACUUUAGCCAGAGCGGAAUGAACCAUACCGGAAAUAAACCGGAAGUCUCUCACCUUCAAAUGAAGGUUCGUAAAGUCGUUUUAUCGUUGUGAAUCAAUCUCAGAAAGAUAGCCACAGUGUAGAUAUAUGUCAUAUUUAUCAAGGUAAAGGAUGCGUGAUAAUUUUUUACAACGUUGAAAUAUUCACAGGGACGCACUUCUUGUAGAGAAUGACAUAUACUUUGAAAAAAGAAAACCGGAAGCGGGUCCCGUUUUUCGAGCCAGGUUUUGUCCCGGUUAGCUUGACAGCCACGUCACCUCCUCCAACAGUGCUCCCCUUUGACUUCUACAUACCCAAAAGAGGAGUUUGUGGGGGGAAACUUGCACAUAGUUUACCUGUUUCCAUACGCAAGCUUAAAAAGGAAGCCAACAAACCGCCGGACGUUCCGUGCGCAGCUUUAGCUUCUUUUUCAUCACCUAAUCUCAUCAGCGCUGGGGUUUGUUUGCCUUUUUUUUCCUGCCUAAACCCCUCCGAACUGCGUCCGGCAGAGGCCUGUGAGGAGUCUGGAAGUUUGUGUUGUCACCGCGAAACAGUAUCACCAUGAAUGUCUUUCGUCUGGCCGGUGACGUGUCGCAUUUGGUGGCUAUCAUCAUCCUGUUACUGAAGAUAUGGAGGUCAAAAUCCUGCGCCGGCAUCUCUGGGAAGUCCCAGCUGCUGUUUGCACUCGUGUUCACCACCAGGUAUCUUGACCUAUUCACGGCGUUCAUUUCGGCUUACAACACAGUGAUGAAGGUGGUGUUUCUUGCUCUGUCCUACGCCACCGUGCAUCUGAUCUACAUGCGCUUCAAGAACACGUACGAUUCAGAGAACGACACGUUCCGUGUGGAGUUCCUGCUGAUACCUGUCAUCGGGCUGUCCUUCCUGGAGAACUAUGCUUUCACACCCAUGGAGGUCCUGUGGACCUUCUCCAUUUUCCUGGAGGCGGUGGCUAUAAUGCCCCAGCUCUUCAUGAUCACCAAGACGGGCGAGGCAGAGUCUAUCACCACCCACUAUCUGUUCUUCCUUGGCCUAUACAGAGCUCUCUACAUAGCCAACUGGGUAUGGCGCUACCACACGGAGGGCUUCUUUGACCAGAUCGCCGUCGUGUCUGGAGUUGUGCAAACCAUCUUCUACUGCGACUUCUUCUACCUUUAUGUCACGAAGGUGCUCCGCGGAAAAGGAAAGAUGAGCCUUCCCAUGCCAGUUUAAGAAGGACGCCUGUGCUGUAGUCACCCACCAGUGCCUGCCAAUGAUCUGCGUAUGAGCACAUGCUUGGGCCUUCAACUGUACUCACAGUUAACAGUGGGACUAACGGUCUGACAUCCCUCUGUAGACCAAAAUGAAUAGGUUUUAUGAUGGAUUGCAACUUUAAAGGUGUUUGAUUCUAACCGUGCAAACAGUAAAUGCUGUGCAUGGUUUUGUGUCUGUCUUUUUGUUGAUAUUGUUGUUUAGUUUUUUUCCCCUCCUGUCUGUAAAGUACAAGUGUGACACUGGAUGUGUGUCGCUGAAGUGCGCAAAGUAAUGGCAUGGAAACUGUUCUUUUUUUUUUUUUCCCCAUCAGACACUGCUUAUCACUCCUUCCAGAGACAGUUAAAGUGACAUAAACUUGUUUGUGGUACUCUUUGAAAGUUGAACCCACAAA